Messenger RNA from Hypoxylon trugodes, 2664 nucleotides. RefSeq lists its product as uncharacterized. The record is from RefSeq and is a predicted model, not a curated record. The transcript has a single exon. Bases 729 to 2618 code for a protein of 629 amino acids. Lineage: Eukaryota; Fungi; Ascomycota; Sordariomycetes; Xylariales; Hypoxylaceae.
CGAUCCGAGCAACAAGCAACGAGCUGAGGCUGUGGAACUUACCACCGCCGACGGGGCACGCACAUGGCUGGCGGAGAUCAAGAUCCACUAACGCUAACGCUCCCUUUCCGCCCGAAGCUCUUGAAGCGCCCCUAUUAAUAAAGCCCCCCUGGUCCUGUGCCCCUUACGCGUUUUCUAGGCGAGCCAAGCGGUUCAGCCUGUCAACUCAACUCAUCCCAGCACCUAAAGCAGCCCAGUUUAUUCCAGUCAUCCUGGUCAUCUUCAGCUCUCCACUUAGUCUACCACCUCUUAAACCUCCUCCCAAGUAAACCUGCCCCUCGAGUUGUCGAUACCACAUACUCCAUGCGAUAUAGUCUAGUGUAGUCCUCUUCUAUCUCUGGUUCCUCUGUUACUUGGUUCCCGAUCCUGAUCGAAACGCGAACUCGAUCUGGACAAUUCUCUAAACGUUUCGAGAGUUUACAACCAAGUUUGGUAUAUCGGGCUUACCUGACUCGCUGCAACGAUAAGACGACCUCGGGGGCCAAAGGAUUGGAAAGAAAGACUGAAAAGGACGGUUAUGACUGCAUUUGGGAUUGAUCUACCAUCAGGACUUCUUACUCAUCCCUCGACACUGCCAAAUCUCCUCCCGAGGUCUUUUUUAUGAAAAAAAUAAGCCACCAACAGCAGUAGCAGCAGCAACAGCCACAGCCGUGUAAAUCGAGUACAACGUGAAUGGCUGGUUCUUCAUAAUGUUCCUGCAUUCGGGAGCGAGCCUGCACGGCCAUGAAUAUUCCAAUCGCCCUACUUCUCAACCAGGUCAUCGACGCAAUACCAUCCUACGAUCUGCUUUCGCUACACCUAUAAGUCGAACAUCAUCUUAUCGUACCAGCACCGAUUCUACCUCUGAUGUACCUAAUCCUACGGCUUUACGGCGAGCCACCUUCUCGGCACAGAAUACUCCUAAGUUUUCAGACGCAGUUGUGAGAUUCCAAGAGCCCGAAUGUUACAGUACGCCACCAGCCAAGCCAGAAGCAAUGAGCGAAGACGAAGGCUCGAUUGCUUCCGAUAGCGACGCAAGCCGGGUCUCGUCUUCGGUCCGUCAGACUCGUCGGAGGGUUCCUCGAAAAAGUACAACAUUUAUUCUUGCUCAUCCACCUCCGAAGUUCCGCAGCAAGCAACGUCUAAUUCCUAUUCGUCCUAUGCUACUCCUCCAAAUGCAACUCUUGUCAGCUAAUAGGCGCCCGCGACCCGCUAUUGACGUAUACCCUUCCUCCGCCAUAGCUGGAUCUUUGAUUGCGCCCUUGCUGAAACGGUUCCCCCGGAUUGCUCGCAUAAAGCGUGAGUUGAAUAUCCAAGAUGUAAUGUUAGUCAAGAGCGAAGAUUAUGCGGCGCAAUCUUCCGGGUCGGAAAGUGACGAUGGCGACGCGGACGACAUCAAAUCUCGCGAGCUCUUAGCUAUAUUGAGUCCCGCGAGGACAGAAGAUAAAGCCGAAAUCGUGUUAGCGGAUGGUACAGUAUGGAUCGCUACACCACGCUCCAAUGGCGUCAAUACCUGUUCUUACGAAUUUGUCACCGUUGACCCCAAAGGAAAUACUACUACAGCCCGAUGGGUUCGCAAACAAGUCGCAACUAAAUCAUUGCCGGUCUCGCCGACGCCAGCUGGAUCUACGUCUCCAGCGCCUCCAGCAGCCGCUGACUGCAAAUUUACCUUUAGCAUCAUCGAUCCGAACUGUCGGCGUCAUCCCAUCAUGGCUACGCUGACAAAUUCGUCCCUCGAUAUCCUCGAUACCUAUACUACUGUUUCCCAAUCCGCUAGCCGUUAUCCUCCAACUUCACCGAUGGCAUCCCCAGCUGCAUCCCUUGUCAGCGAAGAGAAUCCCUUCGAGCGAACAACCCAACCAGUCGAGGAUUGGCAAAGGACUUUCAUUACCAUCUCGGCUGUUUGGGUGAUACUUCGCCACGGUUGGUCUCCAAAUUCCAAGGCAGCCGAUUUUGGCCCACUGGGUUGUCUACCUACCACCACAACGGAUAACACAGUGGGUCGUAGUAGGUCACUAAGUGUCAACUCCAAUAUAGAAACAAAGUCUGGAAGUCCCGAGGGCCGAGGACGAAGGAAGUUCUCAGGCGCUUUGCGGAUGAAUGACCAAGGGGUACCAGCUACGACGCCUAGAAGAGCGACGUCUACCGGGUCCUCGUUCAUACUAGGGCGCAAUGCAAGAGAGACGAAGCCGCUGGAUCAACCAAGUGACAGCCCUGAACGAGUGCUGAAGAAGAACAAGCGAGCUUUUAGUGGAGACUGGGGAGCUACCAUAGCGAAUCGAAGCAUAGACAACUCAUUAGCGGCCAUGCUAGAUUCACCGCCAAAAACACCUCAGCCCGAGGCUUCUACAGCAAGAAAUACCUCAUCCUUAGCCCCGCCGCCUUUAUCCAUGAACCGGCGGGCUGUCUCGGCGUAUUAUACAGUCGACCGCACACCGCUCAAAUUUGACAGUUCCGAACUUGAGGAAAGCCCUGAUAUUCAGCGCGACUAUUUCCAAACUACGCCGCAAAAAGGCCAAGAAGGUUCUCAAGACCGAAAGGCAAAGCAUCAGAAGUGGAAGAGUAUGGCAAAUUGGUUUCGGAAGCUGCAAGGGCGGUAGGACUGCCUGUUGUGCUUCUCAUAGGAAGCUUCGAGAUUGUAAUGUU